Ylistrum balloti is the source of this 579-nucleotide messenger RNA. RefSeq names its product organic anion transporter 3-like. Gene Ontology annotation, biological process: transmembrane transport. Gene Ontology annotation, molecular function: transmembrane transporter activity. Lineage: Eukaryota; Metazoa; Mollusca; Bivalvia; Pectinida; Pectinidae. The coding region runs from base 1 to 579 and encodes 192 amino acids. Gene Ontology annotation, cellular component: membrane. The transcript has 4 exons. The record is from RefSeq and is a predicted model, not a curated record.
AUGCCAGGUUAUGACUAUAUGGACGACGAUUGGCGGCGAUUAGGGGUAUGGGGACGAUAUCAAUGCAUUCAGAUAGUUCUUCAGUUAACUACGGUGAUAUCUGAGGCUUUGCAUCUAAUGGUUAUAGUCUUCAUAGGAUAUCGUCCAUCGUAUCGGUGUGCCGACCUUGUGAAUACAACCAUAUACGACAUCCCGUCCAAUGUCAGUUUUACACAUCUGUACCAGACAUGUCACAUCGAUGUCACAAUGAAUAACACAAACACGACUCUGAUGACCUUGUCACCAUGUCCUGAAGGAUAUACGUACGAUUUGGAGAAGACUCGAACGUUUGUUACAGAGUGGGAUCUUGUCUGUGAUGGCGCGGAAAGAGCAGAGGUGUCUCAGAUGUUGAUGCUGGUUGGACAGAUGGUAGGUGCGGCCUUCUUACCACAAUUAUCCGAUAAAUAUGGACGGAAGGUGAUUUUGGUCACCUCACAGAUCGUUCUGUUUGCCUCCGGAAUCGGCGCGUCUCUUCUCCCCAGUUUUACAUACUACAUCAUUAUGCGGUUUAUCUGUGGAUUGGCACAUCAGAUGAAAUAA